CAAAUCAGCGAGUUGGUUGCACUACAUGCCCGCCUCCUGUGACCGCCGUGGCUGGACCGGGUAUGAUGCUGAAGUUACUAUUUUGGGUUGAUAGCGACGCUGUAUCAGCUUCACUGGAGCUUUGCGCAAGGCUCGCGCUGCGCACUGGUUAUUGCUGAAACGUCGAAUUAUACAUGCACUCUCUGAUUUAUACGCUGGCGAUUCUUUAUUGCGGGUUUUUCACGUCCAAAAGCACAGAACUCCUAUCUCAUCAGAGUGCUGACUAGCAUACCAGCCAUCUUGUCGCACUCAUAUUUCUGAUUUAAUCCAGUUCAGCCAUGCCUAAGAGCAGUAAAGUGACACAGCGUGAGCACAGCAAUGAACAUGUCACAGAGUCUGUGGCUGACCUGCUGGCCCUGGAGGCCCCUAUGGACUAUAAGAGUAGCCAGAUGAGCAUGAGCAUGCCUGGAGGAGGCGCAGCACCAAAGCCUGACAUCUCUCCAGACCUGGAGGAUGGCCGGCCAGCCUGGAACAGCAAGUUGCAAUACAUCCUCGCCCAGGUGGGCUUCUCAGUGGGGCUGGGCAACGUCUGGCGCUUCCCGUACUUAUGCCAGAAGAACGGAGGAGGUGCCUACCUUGUCCCCUACUUCAUCCUCCUCAUCCUCAUUGGCAUCCCACUUUUCUUCCUGGAAUUGGCAGUGGGUCAGAGGAUCCGCAGAGGAAGCAUUGGGGUCUGGAACUACGUUUGCCCUCGACUGGGUGGCAUUGGCGUGUCCAGCCUAAUGGUGUGUGGCUUUGUGGGUCUGUACUACAAUGUGAUCAUUGGCUGGAGCAUAUUCUACUUCUUCCAGUCAUUCCAGUUCCCUCUGCCCUGGGCUGAAUGUCCCAUCCGGAGAAAUGGAAGCCAAGCCAUUGUAGAGCCAGAGUGUGAGAAAAGCUCCGCCACCACAUAUUUUUGGUAUCGUGAGACACUAAACAUAACCAGCAGUAUUGCGGACAGUGGAGGGCUAAACUGGAGGAUGACUCUGUCUCUGCUGGCUGCGUGGAUCAUUGUCUGCCUGGCUGUCAUCAAGGGCAUUCAGUCCUCUGGAAAGGUGAUGUACUUCAGCUCUCUGUUCCCGUAUCUGGUGCUCUUUUGCUUCCUGGUACGGGGAUUGUUUCUUAAGGGGGCGGUAGACGGCAUUGCUCACAUGUUCACACCAAAGCUGGAGAUCAUGCUGGAGCCACAGGUAUGGCGUGAGGCUGCAACGCAGGUUUUCUUCGCUUUGGGUCUGGGUUUCGGUGGAGUCAUUGCUUUCUCCAGCUACAACAAAAGGGACAACAACUGCCAUUUUGAUGCUGUCCUAGUGUCUUUCAUCAAUUUCUUCACCUCCAUCCUGGCCACGCUGGUGGUGUUUGCAGUUCUUGGUUUCAAGGCCAACAUUAUGAACGAAAAAUGUGUGGUGGAGAAUGCUGAGAAGAUUUUGGGCUUCCUGAACUCCAAUGUGCUGAGUCAUGAUCUGAUCCCUCCUCAUGUUAAUUUCUCCCACCUCUCCUCAUCAGACUAUGCUGAGAUGUAUGAAGUUAUUAAAAUUGUGAAGGAGGACAGCUUUGCUCAGCUGGGCCUGGACCAGUGUCUACUGGAGGAUGAACUCAAUAAAGCCGUUCAAGGUACUGGUUUGGCCUUCAUUGCUUUUACAGAGGCCAUGACACACUUCCCAGCGUCUCCAUUUUGGUCAGUGAUGUUCUUUUUCAUGCUGAUCAACCUGGGUCUGGGAAGCAUGAUUGGCACUAUGACUGGCAUCACUACUCCCAUCCUUGACACGUUCAAAAUACGCAAGGAGAUCCUGACUGUGGUUUGCUGUAUCAUUGCAUUUUUUUGCGGCUUGUUAUUCGUCCAACGAUCAGGAAAUUAUUUCGUCACCAUGUUUGAUGACUACUCUGCUGGCCUUCCACUCACAAUCGUAGUCAUCAUGGAAAAUAUAUCUGUGGCCUGGAUUUAUGGCACCAAAAGGUUCAUGCAGGAUCUAGAAGAUAUGCUGGGUUUCAAACCAUACAGAUUCUACUUUUAUCUGUGGAAAUAUGUGUCUCCAAUCUGCCUCCUUGUUCUUAUUACUGCUAGUGUUAUUGAUAUGGCCAUCAGUCCACCUGGAUACAAUGCAUGGGUUCAGGACCUGGCGAUCGAGCGCUUCCAGAGCUACCCUACAUGGGCUCUGAUCAUGUGUUUCGCGCUCAUCAUUGUAGCCAUGCUUCCUCUGCCACUGGUAUUCCUCGCACGCCACUUUAACUGGCUUCCUGAUGGCUCCAACAAACUGUCCGUCUCCUACCGCAAGAGUCUGACGAAGGACACCUCCAACCUGGAGGACGAGACACGUUUCAUCCUGGGUAAACACACCAGCGAGACUCCCUCUCCCAUGCCCAGCCACCGGGCGUACCUUGGCCCGGGCAACACCUCACCUGUCGAGCUCAUCACCAACUCCACGUCCAUCAGUGGCUAUGGCAGCAGCUACCAGACCAACCCUGUUCCACCUAAAUCUGAGUCCUGAGUUCCUCCCUGAUCUGAAGGCAUCACCCACGAAAGACUGAUAAACCAAAAGGAAAAGGGUGUGAGAAGUCACAGCAUUUAUCAUUAUUUAAUUGAAGCCAUAAAGGGUGAGAGGGAUGAUGUGUGUGUGUGACGAGGUAAUCAGUGAAUAAUAGAGGACUGAAAAAAAGGAAAGAAAGAAAACAGUCACAGAAUGACAUUCUCCAUAUUUAGCCCUAAUUAGCAGACGGUGAGUUGCAAUUAGUUCCUUCUCUUUCCUACCUACACCUACACAUUUGGACCAAAGGCAUUUCUACAGGAUAGCUGGUGGACAGAAAGCACUGAAUCAUCCACAUAACACUGAGACAUUUACAUAAUCUUCCGGUAAGUCAUUCACUAAAAAAUGCCCUACUGAAUUUUAUACAUACUGUAGAUAUGUAUAAGAAUGAAUGUAGAUUCAUUUUUUAAAAACAUUUAAGCCACUGAUUAAUUAGCCACUGACCCUCCAUCGCCAGAAUCUUUGGGUCUAGUAAUGCUUACAGGGGAAUGAAGCACAAAGGUGUUUUAGUAUGUUUCUUUCUGUUGUAACUAUUCUUCAUGCCUGGGUUGAGGUAUGACAACUGCUAAGUAGGGAUCCACUGAUCCCAUCUUUUUUUUUUUACUUCCUUUGUCAACACAAUGCACAUAUCACAGUUCUGAAUAAUCAAUAAUACAUGAAACCGAUGUAAAACCUAAUUACACAAAUAAUUGCAAAAGGCUUGCUCUGAGAACCACAAAUUGAAAAGAGUGGAAAUAAUAUUGCUAAGAUAUUUUCAAUAUAUGAAGAAAAUUGUAUGCCAACUUCAAGCACAUUCCCAGCAUAUAUGUAAAAAAAAAAAAAAUAAUAAUAAUAAUAAUAAUAAAUUCAUUACUCUCUCUCCCCUCUCAAGCACGGCAGCUCUCGGAGGAAGCACGUGCUAGCCUUGACCCUCCCUGCUUGGUAGAUGUCAUGUGACAGGGGAGAACUGGCCAGUAGGUGGAAAUUGGCAAACAAUCAGAUUAGGAGGAAAUGGGGUAAAAAUCCAAAUAUAUACUGUAUUUCAGGGGCUCAGAUCAGAUUUGAUCAGAUACUUUUAUUAUUUUCAGAUACUGCUUUUCAAGCCAAUAUUACUCCAAUACAAAGAAUCAUUGAGUACAUUAGUGCAGUGUUUUGUGAGGAACAGUUUUGUUUAGAAAUUACAUUUGACUGAGGAAAGCAAAUAAAAUCUGGCCAAGUAGUACAACAGAGAGAAAUGUACUGUAUAGAUCAGAGGUGUCCAAUCUUCUCUGCAAAGGGCUGGUGUGGGUGCAUGUUUUCAUUCCAACCAAGCAAGAGCCACACCUGAUUCCACCUGAUUAAUCAGAUGAUCUUGGCUUUCAGUAGACUCAGGUGUGGCUUCCACUUGGUUGGAAUGAAAACCAGCCCUUUCCGGAUAAGAUUGGACACCCCUGGUGUAGAUAAUGUUGAUGUAUUUACCAUAACUCUUGUCCUGUGUAAGUGUUUAUGCCCAUAGAUCACUAGGUCCAGCACAAUCUACCAUAAUCUCAUACAGUACUGACCAGAUGUUUCCACUCGGGGGGAGUAUAUGCACCAAAACCCCUACAAUGCAUCUAGUUUUAAUGCAGUAUCUCUCUCUCACACACACACACACACACACACACACACACACACACAGUAUCAAUAACAGCAUGCCUUUGUGGCCUAUUUUAGAAUAUUUUGUCACACUUAGCAUUUCAGAUAUAUGUACAUCUAGUUUUAGCAAUCAAAUGCCUGCCAGAUGUGCACAGCACAAAAAAAGAGGCACAUUUAAAGUGUUGGGUUGCAAUAAUACUAAAACAAUUUUUAAGGCAAUCUUUAUCUAGCACAGCAGUUUUAAGUACAUACAAGAUCUAUAGUAUAUAUUAGUAUAAAUAUAGCAGAUGACAGAAAAAAAUACACAUUGCACAUAAUACAAACAUAUUAAUAAUAUUAGUAAUAAUGGUCCUCAGUGAUCAUUGAUAGGAUUAUGUGCCUGUUCUGUGAAUGUACAGGCCCAGGUUCGCAAAAGCACUGCAGCACAAGGAUCAUUGUAAAAUGAUAGCGUGAGCAUCACUUCAAUUAUUUCUCUCUCUCCUUCUACUAAUUAACAUGAUUUUAACUUAACUUUGGGAAACUGUACACCAGUCGAAUCUAAUUAGCUUAGGUAUUCACACUGUCAGUUUUUACAUAUUGACUUUAUAGCAAAAACAUUUUUACAAUGUAGUUUUCUUGCUUAGCCCUUUCUGAAAGGAACGGAUGUAAUUAUUCAAGAUCCAUGAGAACUGAAAAUGGUUUAUAUUAAAGUCUGUAGAUGUUAUGUAUGCCAAAAUUAUGUUAUAGUAUAACAAUAAUUUUCCACAACUUGCAGUGUAUUUGAACAGAUACUGACUAAGCAGCCUGCACAGGUCUACUGAUGAACACCUCACAAAAAGACAAAGGGUGUUGAAUUGGAUUUUGGAAAACCAAACGUGCUAGAUUUUUAAAAUUACUUUUUCAUUUUAUAUAAUGUAUCCCUAUACAGAAUAUAUUACAGAAAUAGGAUGUAUAUGGUAGACAUCAGCUUAUUUGGAAAGGUCAUAGACUAUUAUUGCCCUGGUGUUUACUCUAUCCCCCAAGUAUUUCUGCAGUUCACACUAUACACUAGUUUUGCAUCUUGGCAAAUAAUGCUGCAGAGCUUUUGAUCACUUUGCAGCUCUGUGUUUGCUCCUCCUGCAACUGCCAUGAUGACUCGUGGUGUAAAAAUAGGCCUGAGCAGCAUCCUUCACCACGGUGUUUCCCCAUGGGAGCCCGUGUCCCAGACAGCAUGCUAACGAAUUCUCAUUGGGUGAGGUGGAGGAUGGAAGGCCCACAAUUCCCAGCAUGAACAUGCUGUUCCUACACAAGUCUCGUGGAACCCCUGGCAACAAACCCUUACAUCAACAGGGAACAAACAAGCAGAGGGCUUCCAUGCUUCCCAAGUUCCUGAGUGAGAGAAAGAAUUAAUGAAAUGUAAUGUAAUUCACUGGGUUCCUUUAAUUAACCAACUCCUGAAAUGAUUAAAGUUUCAAUAUGAUUCAAGUAUGCCACUACUGUUUAGCUGAGUUCAUAAUGUGGGGUGUGUAAUCAGUUGACUGGAUAAACUUUUCCUGGGCUGAUAAUACUACAAGGAAGAAGCAAUUUGUUCAGUCAGGUCCAGCAUCAUAGUUGUUCACGUUCCAUGUGUAAUACCACAUUGUCACCACAACGUGGCCUCGUUUACUGAUAAAAGGCUGUUUGAAGGCGUGUCUCUGUGCCUCUCUCCUUUUUCACCUCCACAGCAUCUCAGAGAUGUCAUGCCCGUAUCUCCUGCCCCUGCUAAGCACAGCUGCAAGACAGUUCCUAUGAUUAUUCCUGUAACACUGUCCUGAUCGUUAGUUUGUUUGUUGCACACUUUGCUUGCUUCUUUUGAGACCAGUGCAAUUAAUUUCUCCAAUACCCCAAACAACCUGACAAGGGGAGGGCUUUAAAAACACACAGUAGCUGAUUAAUAAGCAUGAACCAAGGGUUAUAUGAAGGUGAAGGCUCCCUAUUUAUAUUUCCAUCAAAUUUGUCAUCAAAUAUUUGCAAUUCUCUGACAAAUGAGAGCUACACAAACAGCUAGGGCAAAGACUGUAAAUCGCACUGACACACACACGAACACACACACACACACACAAAGCUGGAAAGAAGAGCCACAUCCUCACAUGUACGAAGCACAUUACUUGUAUGAUUUAUAUAAAUGGCACGUUUUCCAGUAGCACAUUAUAUAAUCUACACAACAGCUUUUCAUUCAGGGUUACAAUUUUUAGGACAAUCUAGAAUUUGUCACGAACACAGCUGUAUAUUUAUUGAGUUGGAAUUUUCCUAAACCUAUCAAAGUGAUUACAACUCUUGGGCCUCUGGCCAGCAUCAUUAAAUCUCACCAGUAGGACAGGCGAGUCCUAUUGUAGCUAACUUAUUUUCAUAGAAGGCAUUUUUUAUUUAAGUGGUGUAAUAUUUAAGUGGUGCUGGAGGCCAUGGUAUUUGUGAGCAAGCUGUUAUUAUGUAUAUGUAUGUAAAUUGUGAUUCUCAAUAUAAUAACUGUAAAUAUCAGUGUAUAUUUUGUUAAAUUACUGUGAGGAGUAUAUACUGUAUGACUAUACAAACAAGUGUAUUCAUGUAUUAUUGAGUAUCUAUGAUGUACAUUGUAAACUUAGAAUAACUAUUUUGUACAUGUCUGUACAUGUGUAUGUAUUGUGUGUAAUGAUUGUGUCUGAUGUCUCAACAUGUGUGUUGAAAAAGGCAGGGUCGUGUUUGUUAUUGUUAUUUAUUUAUUUAUUUAUUUAUUUUAAAGUUGAUGAUGUGGGUAGCGCUGCUUUCAUUGGUUCUUCCCUGUGAAACGGGCUCAGGACCAUGCUAUUAAAUGUUCUCUGGAUUCUCUGCGUUACAUAGAACGUUUGUUCACUUCAAAAGAUUUCAUUGGUAAAUGUUUGUUUAGUUAGUGAUGUUGAUGUUAACAUAUGAUUUAAUGCCAUUUGGACAUUCCGCACUCUAUUCAGUGUGCUCUCUUCAAUAUUAUCAUUUGCUGCUGGCAUUUUGUGAAAAAGUCAGAACCUCUUGCACUUCUUAGUUUACUCUGACAACAUCCUGUGUUCAUUUUUAUUGAAAAAUAAUUAUAGGCAACAAUGUAAACCAGCACAGUUUAUGCGUCGAAAUAUAAAAGAGGCAAAGGAGAACAA
This is a messenger RNA of Ictalurus punctatus (channel catfish), 7234 nucleotides long. It is a transcript of the gene slc6a17, whose product is annotated as solute carrier family 6 member 17. NCBI's taxonomy places the organism in Eukaryota, Metazoa, Chordata, Actinopteri, Siluriformes, Ictaluridae. The record is from RefSeq and is a predicted model, not a curated record. Gene Ontology annotation, biological process: glycine transport; L-leucine transport; proline transport. Gene Ontology annotation, cellular component: synaptic vesicle; plasma membrane. The transcript has 12 exons. The coding region runs from base 318 to 2504 and encodes 728 amino acids.